Mixia osmundae IAM 14324 is the source of this 261-nucleotide messenger RNA. RefSeq lists its product as uncharacterized. Gene Ontology annotation, biological process: mRNA splicing, via spliceosome; maturation of SSU-rRNA. Bases 1 to 261 code for a protein of 86 amino acids. Gene Ontology annotation, cellular component: nucleolus; P-body; U6 snRNP. The transcript has 3 exons. Gene Ontology annotation, molecular function: RNA binding. The record is from RefSeq and is a predicted model, not a curated record. NCBI's taxonomy places the organism in Eukaryota, Fungi, Basidiomycota, Mixiomycetes, Mixiales, Mixiaceae.
AUGGCAGAGCAAGAAGCUGCCCCAGCGGCACCCAUAGGGUCCCCUUCAGAUUUCCUCAAGAAUACGGUCGGGCAGCUCGUUUCUGUUCGACUCAAUUCGGGUGUGGACUACAGAGGCAUCCUGUCCUGCCUGGAUGCCUAUCUCAACAUAGCGAUGGAGCAGACCGAGGAGGUCGUCAAUGGGCAGGUCAGAAAUCGCUACGGCGACUCUUUCAUUCGGGGCAACAAUGUGCUAUACAUCUCAAAAGUGACGACAAGCUGA